AUGGAUCGCCAUCCGCCCGAGUAUUACGCAGAGGACCGGGGUACGAAGCUCAUCGCCAUCGCCUGCACCUUCACCGUCAUCACUACCGUGGUCGUCACGUUACAGUUUUAUGCAAAACGUUACUCUGCUCCAAGGUUCGAUACGUACGACUUUUUUCUCCUUGGCGGCUACGUGCUCAACCUGGUUGUAUGUGCCAUGGCUAUUGCAUCUACACACAUAGGCGGUAUCGGUCGCCACGCCGACGCCGUGGAGCGCGACACGCCCUGGCAGAUCAAGGGCUGGGGGAUUAGCAUAUUCGCGUUCGAGAUUGGCUACUUCACGUCGGUCGCCUUCCCCAAGACGGCCAUCAUCUGCCUGUACCUGCGCAUCUUUCACUGGAAAGGGCCGAAGCGGUACUGCGCCAUGGUGCUCAUCUUCCUCAACGCGGCCCUGGCCCUCUCCCUGGUGCUCAUCGCCUGCUUCCAGUGCCGUCCGUUGGCCUUUUGGUGGGACAAGUCCAUAGAAGGGGGCAGCUGCAUCGACAUUCAGACUUUUUAUCACGCCCAAGCCCUCCCCGGGCUGAUACUGGAUCUGGGCAUCAUCGCGCUGCCGCUGCAGAGCAUCUGGAGGAUGAACUUGCCAUUCUUUAGAAAGGUGGCGCUGGGAAUGAUUUUUAUGAUUGGUAGUUUCGGCAUCAUCGCCGCCAUCGUCCGCACGACCGUCUUCUUCUCGACCGAAGCCCUCGAUGACCGAACCAUGGCGUCCGUCGACCUCGAAGGCUGGUCCAUCAUCGAGACGUCCAUGUACAUCGUGGCGGUGUGCAUGCCACGGCUUCCGCCCCUCCGCCCCUUGGUCAGCGAGAUCGUGCCGAACCGGCUGCGCGUCAUCUGCCGCCGCACGACGGCGCGCGUCUCGGCGGUGCUGAGCCAAGGCUCCAAGGCCGUGUCGAGCGUGUCGCGCCGCACCGCCCGCAGCUUCGCCUGGACCACCAAGCGCGCCCCGCCCAGCAGCGUCGUGCUCUCGGGCCACGAAGACGGCGGCGCCGGGUCCGGUUCGCCGCAGCCGAGGAGGUCGCCGUCGCUGAACAACCACAGCAGUCCUGUGGUCGGGGGUGAGAAGAGGAGGUGGAGGGACAGGUUGUCGCAACAGCAGCAGCAGCAGCAGCAGCAGCAGCAGAACACUUGGCAUGGUGGUGAUGAUCAGCCGGAUGUGUUGGGCGGACCGUACAGGCGAAUGUCGCUGCCUGCUAUAGGGUCGUUGGAGAAGGUCGAUUCUGCUCACCAGCCGCAGCAGGAAAAGGAGAGCAAGGAGGGCAAGACGGCGGCUACGGCUGGGCAGAUAUCCGGCGUACAACAACAACAACAACAACAGUCAUACAAACCUAGGGAGUCUGGGUCUUCCAGGCUUCCGCGCUCGCCGAGGAGUGCAAUCUUUGUGACGUGCGGAGAGCCGUCGCCGGCCACGUCUUCGGGUGGUUCUGGUGGUUUCAAGGAUGCCGAGGAGAGGAUUUCUGAUGGGGAUUGUUCCGACGUUGAGGUCACGUCUAGACCGGGUACUAGUAGCAGCAGGGAAGGAAGAAACGUGAGCUGA
Molecule: messenger RNA, 1569 nt
Organism: Pyricularia grisea
Lineage: Eukaryota; Fungi; Ascomycota; Sordariomycetes; Magnaporthales; Pyriculariaceae
Exons: 3
Coding region: 1-1569 (522 amino acids)
Source: RefSeq, a predicted model, not a curated record